CCUUUUCGAGCUUCCGUCUAAGCCAUCCUCGACGCUCAGCCUGAUGCGCAUUGGCAUAUAUCGUUGCACAUCUCAACCCAUACACAGCGCUGCCACCUUGGCCGUUGUUGGACAGAAUAAACCAGUCUACUUGCCUUGCUCAAUAUCGACUUCACAUCGAUCACUUCAGCUGUUACGGAUCACCCGGCUCAAGCGCAUGAGGCAGCAUUAAGAGAGCAAUGGCCGCUGGCUGGGGUAUUUUCUUGGUUGUGUUGGUGAUUGUUGUAGUGCUUGGUGCUGCUGGCUACAUACUCUACGCGCAUUACCGGGCACGCCGGCUAGGUCUCCCACCACCCAGCCUCAACCCGUUCGCCCGCAACCGACGAGAGAACUCUUCGUAUCGAGCACCUACGCCCGCCCCCAGCGGUGUCGUAGGCUGGGUGACGGACAAGUUCAGCGCUCUGCGCAACAAGCGCACGGCUGGCGGUGCGUAUGAGAGCUCCGGUUACGGCGGCGCAAGAGGUGCGGAUAGAAGCCAUCGUGGUUUCGGUCCGCUCGAUCCCGAUGAAGCUUGGGAUGCGCGGGUAGACAACGAGGCAGGAGGCUACUAUGAGGAGCAGGAGCUGGGUCUGCAAGAUCCAGCUCACGGCCCGUAUGCAGGCGGCGGCUAUGGUGAAGUGGGCAUUGGUGGCAUUGAGGAGGGUCGCGGCCGGAGCAGAUCACGACAACGGGAGCUCGAUGCGAGGUACGAUGAGGAAGUGCAUGGCGGCGCAAAGCAAGGAGGACAGGGCAUGUUGAAUCCAUUUGGUGAUCACAAUGAGGCGCCGAGCUUGCGCAGCAUCUCUCCACGACCGCAUGUAGAGACAGACCCGCGGUCGAGCGCAGGUACGCAUGGCAGGAACAACGCCAACCUGGGCGCGGCCGGAAGCGCGGACAAUAGUCCCACAGAAAGGCGAAGUAUGUUUCGAGAAGACGUGUAAGAAGGCUGUAUACCUACUAUUUAGCGGCCCGGCGUUGGUGUUCACGAUUCA
Molecule: messenger RNA, 1010 nt
Organism: Baudoinia panamericana UAMH 10762
Lineage: Eukaryota; Fungi; Ascomycota; Dothideomycetes; Mycosphaerellales; Teratosphaeriaceae
Exons: 2
Coding region: 219-959 (246 amino acids)
Source: RefSeq, a predicted model, not a curated record